Striga asiatica is the source of this 345-nucleotide messenger RNA. The record is from the annotation of a GenBank genome assembly. Lineage: Eukaryota; Viridiplantae; Streptophyta; Magnoliopsida; Lamiales; Orobanchaceae.
AUGGGUCACAAACGGCCACCUGUCGUCACCCAAGCCCGGAUGGUACUUUCCCAUCAUGUCCUCAUAAUGGUCAACAAAACCCUCCCAAUACCCGUGCAGAUAAAACGUGUUCUCGAUAAAAACCUUGUUCAUCCACCUCUCUUUUUGAGAAAGCAGCACGUAUAUCAAGGCAGAUUGAUCGUCUGCCUCGAACGCAGGCCGGCCCUUCAGAUGAGCUGUCAAGAUCUUACCCGCUUCAUCGCGGAUCGGGCCCUUGGGCCCCAUUGGAGCCCAAACGUCCAGCAAAUCCAAAGACCACUGGCAGUUGCGGAUCAAGAAGCUGCCAGUGUUCAAAGCAAUCCAUGA